This is a messenger RNA of Thunnus maccoyii (southern bluefin tuna), 3219 nucleotides long. Its product is annotated as von Willebrand factor A domain-containing protein 7-like. Bases 1 to 2850 code for a protein of 949 amino acids. The record is from RefSeq and is a predicted model, not a curated record. Lineage: Eukaryota; Metazoa; Chordata; Actinopteri; Scombriformes; Scombridae. The transcript has 15 exons.
AUGAUGUCUGGAGGUUUGGCUGUUUUAUGUCUCCUGCUCCUGCACACUGGAGUUCAGGGUUUUGGUUUACUGCCUGGAAAUUCUCUGAAUCACCUGGAGAUCACAGAGAGAGCGAUUCUCAAUGCCACUGUGCAGGUGUGCCGCGCUCUGGCCCAGGCUGAGGGGACAGACUUCACUUUUCCUGCACAACCUUUCACUGUUAAGGGUGUUGCUGUUGCCUGUGGAGCACAACAAUCAUCUAAGAGUUUCCACAAAGCCAUUACAUUCAUCAUACUGAGAAAUGUCCGGGUGGACAUCCGUCAUGCUCUCAAUGCAAGCUUCCACUUUGAUGAAGAAAUGUUUGUUCAAGGACGGAAAAUCAUCACAGAGGGAAUACAGGCUGUCAAGGCCAGCAACAAGCAAGAAAAUUUUGAGGCGGCGAGGCAGAAGCUGGGAGAGAUUUUACAUCCUUUACAGGACUUCUACAGUCACAGUAACUGGGUGGAACUGGGGAACAAGUUCCCAAACACCAAUCUAAUCAGAUCAGACACCAGCAUUGGUACCAUAGCAGAUGAAAGCAGGGCGACCUGCCGCAACUGUGUUGGAGAUGACUGCAGGAACAACAUUUUAGAGGAUAUCAUUCAAGACAAGAUACUGACCUCUGGGUAUUUUUCUAUUGUGCCUCUAUUCGCAACCAAACCGAAAGGAAAAUGCAGCCAUGGAGGAGCAAUUGAUCAAACAAGUACCAUCGAUCCUGAAGGUGGGAUCAACAAAGACACGUUUAGCUCCAGCCAUGGACAUCUCCACACUGAAGCAGCAAAUAUGGCGAUCGCUGCGAGUAGUGAGCUACUUGAGGACAUUCGAGGGGCUGCCGGUGACAGACCAUUCCUCCAGAUGCUGGGAAUCUCCAAAGGAUCCAGUAAAGCUCUUUGUUUUGUGAUUGACACCACAAAAAGCAUGAGUGAUGAUAUUGAGACGGUGAGAAACGUUGCUUCUUCGAUCAUCAACAGUCAGGUGGGAACAGAGAACGAGCCCUCAGUUUACAUUCUGGUACCUUUCAAUGAUCCAGGAUUCGGGCCAUUGAUAAGGACUACAGACCCACAAGUCUUCAAGGAUGCUCUUAAUUCACUGACAGCAACUGGUGGAGGAGAUGAGGAGGAACUGAGUCUUUCAGGGCUUCAGCUGGCUUUAACUGCUGCUCCUACAAGCUCUGAUAUCUUUGUCUUCACGGAUGCACCUGCUAAAGACAAAGACCUGAAAAGCACAGUGAUUGCACUCAUAGAGCGGACACAAACAGUGGUGAACUUCAUGAUUACUGGCUCAACGGUGCUCAAUCGUCGGAGGCGGAGAGAUGACAAGCAGCAACACAGUAAGAUAGCAGCCACAGAUGUGCAGCUGUACAGGGACCUGGCUCAGGCUUCAGGAGGUCAAGCUAUUGAAGUCACAAAGAGUGAGCUCCCUGCUGCCACCAGCAUCAUAACAGAGUCCUCCAGCUCCUCUCUGGUGACCCUUCUGCAGGCAGCCAGGAGCCCAGGAAAGGCAGAUAAUUUCUCUUUCGUGGUUGAUGAAACAGUAACAAAACUUACAGUUUACAUCACUGGACGGUCUUUCACUUUCACUCUCAUCAGCCCUACAGGUGAGUCUCAGCAAAGCACCGACACAACAGGAUCAUUGAUCUCUGCAUCUCAAUCAGUGGGAAACUUCCAGACUCUGCAGCUAAAUACACAAGUGGGACAGUGGGAAAUGAGAAUGGUGUCAACCAAUCCCUACACUCUGAAGGUCAUAGGUCAGAGUCCUAUUGACUUCCUGUUUGACUUUGUGGAGGCAUCGCAGGGCCCGUUCACAGGAUUUGAUGUUCUAGACACACGUCCCAGAGCUGGUGUUAAUGGUAGCCUGUUGGUGUCUUUGACGGGGAGCGACUCCGCCACGGUGACAGAAGUCGCUCUGGUUGAAUCAUCGGGGUCAGGGGAGGUGAAAGGAGUUGUGGAGCCACAAGCAAACGGAAACUUCUUAGUUCGGGUUGACAGGAUACCAUCAGUGGAAUUUGUGGUGCGGAUGAAGGGACAGGAUAGCAGUGAUACCCCCGGAGCUUCAACGAUUGUCUUCCAAAGGCAGUCACCCAUCAACUUUAGGGCCUCCAAUCUGACUAUUACUGCUGACUCGAAUAGCAUCUUAGUACCAGGAACACCUUUCUCUGUGCCCUUCUCUGUGAUGACCAUGGGAAUUGGGGGAAAUGUUACCAUCCGAGCCACCAACAACCGACUUUUCGACUCAACUUCUCCAGCCAGUUUAUUCCUGGAAACUGGGAACAGCGUUAAUAGUACAGUGACCCUCUCAGCACCUCUGAACACCCCAUCUGGUACUGACUUCACCUUGACCAUUGAGGCAGAGGCUCCUGGGGGCGAAGACACAAACUAUGUCGUGCUGCGAUUCUCCGUCGUCAACACGGUGACUGAUUUCACUGAGCCAGUGUGUCAGCUGCUCAGCCUGCAGUCCAACUGCUCUAACAACUGUAGCUUAUCGAUGUGGGAGCUCUCUGUCCGGGUGACUGAUGGGGCUGAAGGGACAGGUGUGGACCGUGUCAGCCUCAGACAGGGUAAUGGAUCCCUGAACACCAGCCUGGAUGCUGGCAAUGAGAACAUAACCCUGGUGUCCUACAGGGCGUCUUGCUGUUCGGCUGAUGUGGAGCUGCUGGUUGUGGAUCGAGUGGGAAAUGUAGGCUCUUGUGUCUACACUCCACGGGAAGGUUCAACAGCUGCUGUCUCUAUGUCCACCAAAGUCAGUCACUCGCCCCUUCUUUGCCUGAGCAUGGUGGUACUAGGGCUUCAUGUACUGAACUGGGCAUCCAGUGACUCCAUAUCAAAGUUGUAAAUAGUUAAAGCUGCAUUAAUCUAAAUUUUCUUCAUGAACAUUGAAUCAAUCGACUAUGUGUAGUGUGAAGAGGGUUACCUGUAGUGUAGUCUCACUGCUCUUAUCAACACAACCAGGAGGAGCAACCAGCUGUUUUUAGGAAACAAGUUCUGAUAAAUACAUUGUAUGUUACCUGCCCAGCAACGCAAACUUAGAUACAGUACUAGCUGGUUAAGAAAUUAAGUAAAGCAUCUAGAAUCUAAUAUAAUAAUUUAUAAUAAAUAUAAAUUAAGUGCAAGUGGUCAAUUGUUUACUAAUUUGUUAGCCAUUAACUUUACAAGGUGUUAAUAUGUAAAAGGCUUUGUGUCAGCUUUUUUCAAGUUUUUCUGC